AUGUCCAAGGUUGCUGCUAGCGGUGUUAUCCCCGGAAACAUCUCCACCCAGCGCGUCAAGCUCAACAACGGCCAGGAGAUCCCCCAGGUUGCUCUUGGUGUCUACAAGGCUCCCAACGAUGGCUCCACCGAGAACGCCUGCAAGUGGGCCUUUGAUGCUGGCUACCGUCACAUCGACUCUGCCGCCCGUUACAUGAACGAAGAGGCGGUCGGCCGCGCCCUCGCCGAGUGGACCAAGGAAAACAACGUGCCCCGCUCCGAGAUCUGGAUCACCUCCAAGCUCUGGGAUGCCGACCACGACAAAGCCGCCGCCGCCAUUGAGGACUCGCUCAAGAAGCUCAACGUCGACUACAUGGACAUGUACCUCAUGCACUCGCCGGGUACCAUGGGCCCCGAGAAGCGCCUCGAGGCAUGGAAGGCCCUCGAGGACGCCGUCGACGCCGGCAAGAUCAAGACCAUCGGCGUCUCCAACUUCGACGUCGAGGAGCUCGACCACCUGCUCGCCAACUGCCGCAUCAAGCCCGCCGUCAACCAGAUCGAGUCCCACCCCUUCUUCGCCCACGAGGAGCUCCGUGAGGCCUGCAUCCAGCGUGGCAUCCACAUCCAGGCCUACUCCCCCAUGGCACAGGGCCAGGCACUCGACCGCCCCGAAAUCAAGGCUAUCGCACAGAAACACGGCAAAACACCAGCUCAAGUACUCCUUAAAUGGGGCCUGAACCUUUCAAACAUCAUCCUCCCCAAGAGUCUAACCAAACAUCGCAUUGAGGCGAACGCGCAACUCUUCGACUUCGACCUGGACUCUGACGACAUGGACGUAUUGAACAACUUGGAUGAAGGUCUCAAGGUCGGAAAGCUCGGUCCGGCAGGCACAUCGCAGCCCCCUUCGCCUGGCGGAACCCGCCCUGGCUCCCGCAGGUCCUCUGGCUCUGGCGGUCUUUCGGGAAACAAGUUGCAGAUGUCCUCCUCGUAA
Molecule: messenger RNA, 969 nt
Organism: Sporisorium graminicola
Lineage: Eukaryota; Fungi; Basidiomycota; Ustilaginomycetes; Ustilaginales; Ustilaginaceae
Exons: 3
Coding region: 1-969 (322 amino acids)
Molecular function (GO): oxidoreductase activity
Source: RefSeq, a predicted model, not a curated record